UCAUCAUCAUCAUCUCUGGCCGCCACCUUCUCAACCACCGGGUCUUGCCUUUUGUGCGCUGAAGUAAUCUAGCAGAAUGGGUGAGACUGACGUGACUACGGAGCUUAGAAGCACGGUGUCGUCCCGGUCUAGUACCACGGAGUCCGGAAGCAAGGAAGGCAAACGCACCAUCGUCAGAGUGGGCUGCGUCGUCAUCGUGCUCCUGGCGAUCAUCGACGCAGUGCUGCUCUACCUCUGGUUCACGGCGCCUCCACGUGCUGGAUCCCGCACGGCUGGAAAGCUGCUCGGGGAUGGAGACGACGACGACCCCUACGGAGACGACGAGGGACCCUUGCUUAUGGACUUGUUGAAACCGAAGGACAGCCGCACCGGUGUCUGGCGGCUCUGUUCCACAGACGGCUGCUCUUGGCUGGAGGCCUACAUGGGCGAAGACUCUGCCGAGGUGCCCGCUCCCUGCGACGAUUUCUACUCGCACGCCUGCGACCGGCACGCCUACUCCGUCUACGCGGACGGCCGCGCCAGGCUGAUGGAAGCCAUGACGGACGCCCUGCUGCGCCCGUCAGAGCUUCCGGGCGCGCUGGCGCAUGGCACUGCGGUCGGUUCCAGAGGAGAGCUCCACAGCCGACACGGACCGGAAGUGCACGAAGGUGACGUGGAGGUGCUUCAGAAAUGCCUCGAUCGAGGCCUGCCCAUCGUCAGCGCCAGCGACCUCGACAGCGACUGCGAGCAGACGUCGGCGCCAGGGUGUCCACCUCGAACACCGCUAGCGCUGGCCGAGGCGUCUGAGAAUUUCUUCAGCAGGAAACGCAAUGCCACCAUACGUGACUACGCUGCCUUCAUCGAAAAGCUGUCUGUCCAUGCAAGUGGGGACAAAACCAAGGGCGCUACCAAGUUCGGUAAUCGAGGCCGCGCUCCACCCCAGCGACCCGCGCUCUCCGCGCCCUGGUUCAAACGCGCGUGCCACUGGGUCUCGCGUGCGGCGCGGUGCCACCUGAGGGGCAACCUGGGACGUUCUGACGCCGAUCUUCGCGCCUACCAGCGCGCCUGGAAAGCCCUCUACUUCGCGCCUUUCAUGGGGCUGCAGGCAGAGCUUCUGCUGGGUUUUCUGUACAAGGUUCCUCCCGCGCCACGCGUUCACGCCUGCCUCUCGAUCAUGGCGGACGUCUUCGAAGACGACGCGUUCGCCGUCGCCAAGCAAGUGCUCGCCGACGCGGUCGACGACCUCGAAGGCUCACUGUCGCAGCUCGGCCGCGACGCACGCGUCGCGAUGCGGGAAUCUACCCGCUCCAUGAUGGCCGAGGCAGCGGGAGAUCCGCAGUACCUUGCCUCCCCGCGUAAAAUUUUAUCGCAAGAUGAAGGAGAUGACCUCAAUGUUGUCCUCGUGGACUCCUACCAGGCUUCAGUUGAAAACAUGACCUUUUUCUCAUCUCAGGCUCGUUUCGGUGACAGAAACCGCCGACGCGUGUUUCUAGUUACCCCCGGACUGCUGGGUCUGCUGGUGAAUGCCUCGUCAAGCGUGGAACCCGUUCUGGUGCCCGCUCUGGCGAAACCGCUACUGCGCGCAAUGCUCACGAACCGGCAAUCGCAGACAAUCUCGGACGCUGUGCCACCAGCGCGAGUUCUGAACAAGCUGACACGCUGCUUUACAACGCGGUUCAACGUCAGUCAGUCUUUGAGUCCGGAGGUGGCAGCGGAGCUCGUGGUACUGGAGCCCCUCUUCCAGCUCUACAGGAAACGGCUGACCGAAUCUAUUCCCAGCGACACCGUGCUGCACGCCAGCUACACCAACCAGCAGCUUUUCUUCCUUCUCUGGGCACACGGACAUUGCGGUGACCCGAACGGGCGCGUCCUCGUCAAUACCGUGGCGAGGAACUAUCCCCGCUUUGGCCGAAACUUCCGAUGUUCGGCAGCCAAGCACACGGCCCACGAAAAAAGCUGCUCUCUCAGCAACCAAGUGUAAUAGAAAAAACGGUGUUUUUUUGGGUAGGCGUGGUUGAACGUUGUUGUGGCUCGGCGAAUGGCGUCCCAAGGCGCCCGCUGCUACGCUACCACCUUCUAGAGCGUCGGAACCUCAGCGCCAUCAACGAGUAAAAUGCAAAUUUUGAAUAAAUUCU
Dermacentor albipictus is the source of this 2114-nucleotide messenger RNA. RefSeq lists its product as uncharacterized. Lineage: Eukaryota; Metazoa; Arthropoda; Arachnida; Ixodida; Ixodidae. The record is from RefSeq and is a predicted model, not a curated record. Gene Ontology annotation, cellular component: plasma membrane. Gene Ontology annotation, molecular function: metalloendopeptidase activity. Gene Ontology annotation, biological process: protein processing.